Molecule: messenger RNA, 5706 nt
Organism: Drosophila novamexicana
Lineage: Eukaryota; Metazoa; Arthropoda; Insecta; Diptera; Drosophilidae
Product: rho-associated protein kinase 2
Exons: 11
Coding region: 838-4971 (1377 amino acids)
Biological process (GO): mitotic cytokinesis; embryonic morphogenesis; actomyosin structure organization
Cellular component (GO): cytoskeleton; cytoplasm
Molecular function (GO): small GTPase binding; Rho-dependent protein serine/threonine kinase activity; ATP binding
Source: RefSeq, a predicted model, not a curated record
GCCAUUUGGAUUUGGGCUCUGUGUCUCCUGUAAAAAUCCUCAAAACAAAAAAAUCGUUUAACCAAGUGUUCGGCCACGUUCAGCUAAAGCAAACAGAAAAACCAAAAUAAAUCAACAAUUUGCGACUGUUGCAUGCGCGCAGCGCACACAGCAAUCGAUGUGCCACACAUUGCAUGUUUACAAACACAACGACAUUUGCUGCUGCUGUCGCUGUCGCUGUUGCUGUCGCUGCUGCUGCUGCUGCUGCUGCUGCGGCUGCUGCUUGUUUCGCCAAAACUUGCUGCCAAAAAGUCAAAGAGAAAAAUUAAAUACACACAAAUAACAACAACAACAACAGAAGAAAAGAAAAAAUCAAAUUCGUUCAACUAGAAAUUUAGUGCCAAUUCAAAGAGCGAGCCCAUCAUUUUACCUGGACAUUUGCUAUACUAUUCCACAAACAAGACAUAAAAGUGUGCGCUGCCUGGGCACGUCCGCCCGCCCGCUCGCCCGCCCAACCGUCCGUCCGUCCGCCCGUAUGUGGCGUUGGCGACCGACGUUGAGGGCCUGCUGUCGCUUAGGCAUUUAUCUAACGCUUUUCACAGACCAUUUGAAUCCUCAAGUGGUUUUGGCACGCUUCUGACCUCAUCACCAACAACAACAACAACAACAACAACAGUAAUAUUAAUAAUAAUUCCUUCAGCGCCAAAUAGAAAUACAUCGACUCAAGCUGCUUUUUGGAGGCGCACAGCCGCAGCGCUGUUAAAGGGAAGGUUAGGAGAGCGGCAGCGCGUUAUACAUAACCCAAUUGCAUGCUGAAGUUGGCAAAAGGACGCAGCCGAAGACGACAGGACGUUUAGCAUGGAUGUGGAAAGGCGGCGUCGAGCGACGGCGCUGGAGCGCGAGAUGCGGGAUCCGACCAGCAUCUGCAACGUGGACUGCCUGCUGGACACGGUAUCGGCGCUGGUCAGCGACUGCGAUCACGACUCGCUGAAGCGUCUCAAGAACAUUGAGCAAUAUGCCUAUAAAUAUAAACCGCUGGCGCAGCGGAUUAAUCAGCUGCGCAUGAAUGUGGAUGAUUUCGAGUUCAUCAAAUUGAUCGGAGCUGGUGCGUUUGGUGAGGUGCAGCUGGUGCGGCACAAGUCAUCCAGCCAGGUGUAUGCCAUGAAGCGUCUGUCCAAAUUCGAGAUGAUGAAGCGACCGGAUUCGGCCUUCUUCUGGGAGGAGCGUCACAUAAUGGCGCACGCGAAUUCCGAAUGGAUUGUUCAGCUGCAUUUCGCGUUCCAGGACAGCAAAUAUCUAUAUAUGGUAAUGGACUUUAUGCCAGGCGGCGAUAUCGUAUCCCUAAUGGGCGACUAUGAGAUACCAGAGAAAUGGGCCAUAUUCUAUACAAUGGAAGUGGUCCUCGCCCUGGACACCAUACACAACAUGGGCUUCGUUCAUCGCGACGUCAAGCCCGACAACAUGCUGUUGGACAGCUAUGGCCAUCUGAAGCUAGCCGAUUUUGGCACCUGCAUGCGCAUGGGCGCCAACGGCCAGGUGGUGUCCAGCAAUGCGGUCGGCACGCCCGACUAUAUCAGUCCCGAGGUGCUGCAAUCCCAGGGCGUUGACAACGAAUAUGGACGCGAAUGCGAUUGGUGGUCGGUUGGCAUCUUUCUCUACGAGAUGCUCUUCGGUGAGACGCCGUUCUAUGCGGAUUCGCUGGUGGGCACCUAUGGCAAGAUUAUGGAUCACAAGAACUCACUGAGCUUUCCCGCCGAGGUAGAGAUAAGCGAGCAUGCCAAGGCCCUGAUACGGGCCUUUCUCACCGAUCGCACACAGCGCCUGGGUCGGUAUGGCAUCGAGGACAUCAAGGCGCAUCCGUUCUUUCGCAACGACACCUGGUCGUUUGAUAAUAUCAGGGAGAGCGUGCCGCCGGUGGUGCCGGAGCUGACGUCCGAUGAUGAUACGCGCAAUUUUGAGGAUAUCGAACGGGACGAGAAGCCGGAGGAGAUGUUUCCGGUGCCCAAGAGUUUCGAUGGCAAUCACUUGCCCUUCAUUGGCUUCACCUAUACGGGCGAUUAUCAGCUGCUGUCCAGCGACACCGUCGACGCCGAGUCCAAGGAAUCACAGUCGGUCAACAGCAGCAGCAGCAGCAGCGCCAAUGCGAACAACAAUCAUGGACACAAUCAUCGCCAUCGCCCAUCCAAUUCCAAUGAGCUGAAGCGUUUCGAGGCGCUGCUCGAGCGUGAACGCGCCCGCUGCGAGGCGCUCGAGCAACAGGACACCCGGCUGCGGCAACAGAUCGAGGUGAUCAGCAAACGGGAAUCGGAACUGCAGCGCAUCGCCAGCGAAUACGAAAUGGAUCUGGCGCUGCGACAGCACAACUAUAAGGUUGCCAUGCAGAAGGUCGAGGUAGAGAUUGAGCUGCGCAAAAAGGCGGAGGCAUUGAUUGUGGAGACGCAACGUAAGCUGGAGAAUGAGCAGAAGACGCGCAUGCGUGACCUCAACAUAAAUGAGAAGGUGCUCUCGCUGGAGAAGCAGCUGCACGAGAUGGAGCUAAGCUUCAAAAGCGAAACGGAGAACACACAAAAGCUAAAGAAACAGAACGCCGAACUGGGCUUUACGCUGAAAACGCACGAGGAGAAGGUGCGCGACAUGGACGAAAUGAUUGAGACGCUGCAGAAGCACAAGGAGGAACUGGGCCAGGAGAAUGCCGAACUGCAGGCGCAGGUGGUGCAGGAGAAAACGCUGCGCUCCCAGCUCAAGGAGCUGCACAAAGAGGCCGAAAAUAAAAUGCAAACGCUGACAAAUGACCUCGAACGGACGCUGCUGCGCGAACAGAAGGCGCAGGAGGACAACCGGACGCUCCUCGAGAAGAUCAGCGAGCUGGAGAAGACGCAUGCCAGUCUCGAUUUCGAGCUAAAGGCCGCCCAGGGUCGCUACCAGCAGGAGGUGAAGGCCCACCAGGAGACGGAAAAGUCGCGUCUCGUCUCCCGCGAGGAGGCCAACCUGCAGGAGGUCAAGGCGCUGCAGUCCAAGCUCAACGAGGAGAAGUCCGCACGGAUCAAGGCCGAUCAGAACUCGCAGGAGAAGGAGCGCCAGCUGAGCAUGCUGUCCGUUGACUAUCGCCAGAUACAGUUGCGCCUCCAGAAACUGGAGGGCGAGUGCCGUCAGGAAUCGGAAAAGGUGGCCGCGCUGCAAUCGCAACUGGAUCAGGAGCACAGCAAACGCAAUUCGCUGCUGUCGGAGCUCAGUCUGCACAGCUCGGAGGUGGCGCAUUUGCGUUCGCGCGAAAAUCAACUGCAAAAGGAGCUGGCAACGCAACGGGAGGCGAAGCGACGCUUCGAGGAGGAUCUGACACAGCUGAAGGGCACACAUCACGAGGCAUUGGCCAAUAAUCGGGAGCUGCAGGCCCAGCUGGAGGCCGAACAGUGCUUCUCGCGCCUGUACAAGACGCAGGCGAACGAGAAUCGCGAGGAGAGCGCCGAGCGUUUGUCCAAGAUCGAGGAUCUCGAGGAGGAGCGCGUCUCGCUGAAGCAUCAGGUCCAGGUGGCUGUUGCGCGCGCCGAUUCCGAGGCGCUGGCACGUUCCAUAGCCGAGGAGACGGUCGCCGAUCUGGAAAAGGAGAAGACCAUCAAGGAGCUCGAACUGAAGGACUUCAUCAUGAAGCAUCGCAACGAGAUCAAUGCCAAGGAGGCCGCAUUGGCCAACCUCAAAGAAACCGAAGCGGAUCUGCACAAGAAACUCAAGCAGAAGGCCAGCGAAUGGGACGAGCUGCUGGUGCAGCACAAGAAACAGAUCGACGAGCUGCAGCAACAGCGCGCCGCCAAGGAUGAGGAGAUCGCCAAGCUGGGUGAAAAAUGCAAAAACGAGGUCCUACUCAAACAGGUCGCCGUUGCCAAGUUGGCCGAGGUCAUGAAUCGGCGCGACUCCGACUGGCCGAAGCAAAAGGUCAAGGCCCGCUCCACGGCCGAGCUGCGCAAAAAGGAGAAGGAGAUGCGUCGCCUGCAGCAGGAGCUGUCGCAGGAGCGCGAAAAGUACAACCAGAUGCUGCUUAAAUAUCAGGACCUGCAGCAGCAGGCCGUCGAGGAUCAGCAGGCCAAGCAGAAGAUGAGCAUGGAGAUCGAUUGCAAGGCCACCGAAAUUGAGCAUCUGCAGAGUAAACUCAACGAGACCGCCUCCCUCUCAUCUGCCGACAAUGAUCCCGAGGAUAGUCAGCACUCCUCUCUGCUCUCACUUACACAGGACUCGGUCUUCGAAGGCGUGCUCUCCGUUCCAAAUAAGCAAAAUCGCCGUCGCGGCCAAAACUGGAAGCGCCAAUAUGUGAUCGUUUCGUCCCGCAAAAUCAUCUUCUACAAUACGGAAUAUGACAAGAAUAAAACAACAGAUCCCGUGCUCAUACUCGAUCUGAGCAAAGUCUAUCACGUGCGCAGCGUUACCCAAGGCGAUGUCAUACGCGCCGAUGCCAAAGAGAUUCCGCGCAUCUUCCAGCUGCUGUACGCCGGCGAGGGCGCCUCCCAUCGUCCCGAUGAACAGCUCGACGCGACGCUGCAUGCCAGCAAUGAGGAGCGACCCGGCACCAUUUUGCACAAGGGUCAUGAGUUCGUGCACAUUACGUAUCAUACGCCGUCGUUCUGUGACGUAUGCGCCAAGCCGCUGUGGUCCAUGUUCAAGCCGCCGGCGGCCUACGAAUGCAAGAGAUGCCGCAAUAAGAUACACAAGGAGCACGUGGAUAAACAUGAUCCGCUGGCGCCGUGCAAGCUGCAUCAUGAUCCGCGCAGCGCACGCGACAUGCUGCUGCUGGCCAAUACGCCCGAGGAGCAAUCGCUGUGGGUGGCGCGCCUCUUGAAGCGUAUCCAAAAGAGUGGAUACAAGGCGAACUCAUCCAACAACAACAGCACCGAUGGCAGCAAGAUAUCGCCCAGCCAAUCGACACGCUCCGCCUACAAGCCGUACGCGGCGAAUGUGCAGCGCUCCGCCACGCUGCCGGCCAACUCUUCGUUGAAACAAUGAAGAGGUACGCUGAACGAGAGCGAGAGCGUGAGCGAGACAGAUGCAUAUACGAUACUAUGCACACACGCGCACACACACACACACACACACACACACACACACACACACACAGCUAUAUAUAUCUAAUGAAAUGGGAGCAUGUGGAGAGGCAGCUGGAGGAAGGAGCAGCAAUUAAUUGGAUAAUGUAUGUGGCUGGGCUGAAAUGUUGGAAAAGAAAAAAGAGAGAGAAAAAAACAAAGAAAGUUGUCUUCUAACGUUGUAUUUCGACUGCUUUAACAAGAAGAUUGUGUAUCUAAUGUUUAUACUUACCAACUACUUAUAACUAAAAGAUUUACUUAAUUUAACGUUAUUUACAUGCUACUACACACUAUCCUACAUACCAUAUACACACACACAUAUAUAUAUAUAUAUUUUUUGAUUAAUUUACAAACAGCAAGCUCCAUAAAUAUCAUAAUAACUAUCGCAACUCGUUCGAGUCCCGCUUUAAUAAUAUAUUUCAAUCUGUUUUUUUUUUUUUGUUUUUUUGCUAAAAUAUGGCAACGUCAACAUCCUGAAAUCUGAAAUCUGAAACGAUAACUGAGUUCUCUAUUAUAUAAUCCAAUAGGUUCGUAAUCUAGUUGUACUUAUAUAUAUAUAUAUAUACACAUAUAUAAAGCUCACAUCGUGUAUCGUGUAGCUGCCUAUCCAUGUAAAAAAAAAAGAAUAACUAAAACACAGUUAAACAUUUAUAUAUAU